Messenger RNA from Andrographis paniculata, 1125 nucleotides. Its product is annotated as nuclear transcription factor Y subunit B-3-like. Gene Ontology annotation, molecular function: RNA polymerase II cis-regulatory region sequence-specific DNA binding; protein heterodimerization activity; DNA-binding transcription activator activity, RNA polymerase II-specific. The transcript has a single exon. The record is from RefSeq and is a predicted model, not a curated record. The coding region runs from base 455 to 985 and encodes 176 amino acids. NCBI's taxonomy places the organism in Eukaryota, Viridiplantae, Streptophyta, Magnoliopsida, Lamiales, Acanthaceae. Gene Ontology annotation, cellular component: CCAAT-binding factor complex; nucleus. Gene Ontology annotation, biological process: regulation of transcription by RNA polymerase II.
CACAAACUCCGAACUCCCAAACCCUCCUUUUCCCUCAAACCGCUCCAACAGCCGCGAUCAUAUUUUCCGGCGCCGGAAUAUUCUCCGGAUCCACUCUCAGGCAGUAUCCUCAUAUCUAUUCAUCUUUAACUUCUUCCUGUCUCCCCCGGAUACGUCGGAAUAUUCGUUUCCCUAAGCUUCCGAGCAGUAAUUUGAAUAUAGCUGAUCGCGAUUUAAUUUGUAGGAAUUUAGAUAUUUUUUGUUUUGAUUCUUCGAGUUGGAAGUAGAAAUAUAUAAAAUUCAUAUCCGCCGGAACUUCAGCCUUUAAUUUGUCCUUUUUCCUUUUCCUCAUAAACCCUAAUUUUCGCUGGAAAGUAACAGCAUCUCUCCAACUGUAAUAUUCUCUGGGCUUUCCUUCUGUAAUAUUUUGUGAAAAGAAGAAAUAGAGUGUUGAAUUGUACGUCGGAAGACUCAAAUGGCGGAUUCCGAUAACGAAUCGGGCGGGAAUCGGGACCAGAGCUCCCUUCGGGAGCAAGACAGGUUUCUCCCAAUCGCCAACGUCAGUAGAAUCAUGAAGAAAGCACUGCCGGCGAACGCCAAAAUAUCCAAAGACGCCAAGGAGACGGUGCAGGAAUGCGUGUCGGAGUUCAUCAGCUUCGUCACCGGCGAGGCGUCGGACAAGUGCCAGCGCGAGAAGAGGAAGACGAUAAACGGCGACGAUUUGUUGUGGGCGAUGACUACCCUGGGAUUCGAGGAGUACGUGGAGCCUCUGAAGAUCUAUCUGCAGCGCUUCAGGGAUAUCGAGGGGGAGAAGAGCGCCAUGAUAGGGAGAGGAGAGAAGGAUUCCUCCGCCGCUUCCACUGCCACCGGCGGGAUGAACAUUGGAAGCAGUUACGACGGGAUGUACGGAAUGAACUUGAUUGGUCAUCAGGCGGGUCCCACAUACGGCUACGGGUCCGGAUCCGGGAAACCCGGUUCGGGCUCCUCAUCAGGCAGGCCAAGAUAGCAGGCCAGCUAGUGCUCGGGCUAGGCUACCUCACUUUGCUAGACACGUGUUAGUGAAUGAUUAAUUGGAUUGAUUGAUGGUGGGGUCAUCUAUGCUUACGCAGCAUAUUCAACUAUGUAAUUAUUUAAAAAUGUUAUUUA